GUUGAAGCUGAGCAUUUCCUUGUCUGUAGACAUAUGCUGGACGAUUCCUCCAUGGACUUUACACGGUGAACUUGGACGAACCUACACAUUAAAUCUUGUUGACUUAACCCUCCUUCUCCCUAGUUCUCUUCGCUGCUUUACAUACACAGCGAUAUGCGUGUGGCAGUUAUUGGUGCCGGAGUCAUCGGCCUUUCAACGGCCCAAAGCAUAUAUGAGCAGUACCAUGACAAGGUCAGUCCACUGACCAUAGACGUGUACGCGGACCGAUUCACCCCCCUCACAACCAGUGAUGGAGCAGCUGGAUUCUGGCAGCCCUACCUCUACGACAAAGGCAAUCCAGACGAACUGAAGUGGAAUAAGGAGACCUUUGAUUAUCUGCUGGGCUGCCUGCGCUCUUCAGAUGCCAUCAAGAUGGGGAUCUUCCUCCAGUCUGGAUACAAUCUGUGUACCGAGUCAGCCCCAGAUCCUUCAUUUCGAGACAUUGUGCUUGGUUUUCGCCAGUUGUCAGAGCGGGAGUUGGAGAUGUUCCCUGGCUACACUCAUGGAUGGUUUAACACUGCACUUAUGAUUGAAGGAAAGAGCUACUUACCAUGGCUCAUGGAAUGGUUGAUACAGAGAGGUGUUAAAUUUCAUGACAGGAAGAUUAAUUCAUUUGAGGAGUUGGCUGACGAUGGAGCUCAGGUCAUCAUUAACUGUUCGGGGGUGCGAUCUGGAGAUCUUCAGCCGGAUCCAGAGCUUCUACCAGGACGAGGGCAGAUCGUGAAGGUGGAUGCCCCUUGGAUAAAACAUUGGAUUCUCACACACAACUUCUCAAAGGGCACUUACAACUCACCUUACAUAAUACCUGGGAGCCGCCUGGUGACCGUUGGAGGAGUGUUUCAACUGGGGAACUGGAGUGAGAUGAACAGCUCUGGCGAUCACAAGAAGAUCUGGGAGGAAGCCUGUAAGCUGGAGCCCAGUCUUAUACAUGCACGACUCGUCGAGGACUGGUCCGGACUCAGGCCUGUACGCAGCAAAGUGCGAUUGGAGCGGGAGUCCAUUCAGUCUGGUCCGCGUACAAUGGAGGUGAUCCAUAACUAUGGACAUGGAGGCUUUGGGCUCACCAUACAUCGGGGCUGCGCUGAAGAGGCUGCCAGGCUCUUUGGAGAGAUCCUGAAGCUGAGACGAUGGGAGACGAAAUCCAAUCUCUGACCCAGCAGAUUAGUGUGGCACCAUGUUGUUGAUAGUUUACGCAGCAUUACUCUAAUGUGACGUCACCUGUAACUCUUGGACUUUAAUGGGACAACUUUUAGUGACAACAUGUAUGUAUUAAUGGCAACCAGCAAGUAGAGGUAAUAUUGUAAAAUGUUUAAGUCACAAAUGUAUAAUGGGACAACUCACCUGUAUCUCCUAAUGGGACAACUUUUAGUGAUAACAUACAGUAAAUAUAUUACUGUCAACUAGCAAGUAGAAGUAAUAUUAUAAAAGUUGCAAAAGAAAUUUGUAAGUCACAAAUGAAUCAAAUGGAUUACAUAGGUGUGCUAAUUAUUGUGUGUUUAUACAGAAAUUCUUUAUACAUGGAAAAUGUAUUUUUGAUCACAGAGAUCAAAGAAAGGACCGUAAAAAGGAUUAAAUGAACCUCAGCAAGAGAUAUGAAAAGUGGUGCCAUUUCAUGAAAAAAGGA
Engraulis encrasicolus (European anchovy) is the source of this 1663-nucleotide messenger RNA. Its product is annotated as D-amino-acid oxidase-like. Gene Ontology annotation, biological process: L-proline catabolic process; D-alanine catabolic process; D-serine catabolic process. The transcript has 12 exons. Gene Ontology annotation, molecular function: FAD binding; D-amino-acid oxidase activity. The coding region runs from base 154 to 1191 and encodes 345 amino acids. Lineage: Eukaryota; Metazoa; Chordata; Actinopteri; Clupeiformes; Engraulidae. Gene Ontology annotation, cellular component: cytoplasm. The record is from RefSeq and is a predicted model, not a curated record.